Mesitornis unicolor (brown roatelo) is the source of this 1448-nucleotide messenger RNA. RefSeq names its product Kin17 DNA and RNA binding protein (gene KIN). Gene Ontology annotation, biological process: DNA replication; DNA damage response. Gene Ontology annotation, molecular function: double-stranded DNA binding. The record is from RefSeq and is a predicted model, not a curated record. The transcript has 13 exons. Lineage: Eukaryota; Metazoa; Chordata; Aves; Mesitornithiformes; Mesitornithidae. Gene Ontology annotation, cellular component: nucleus. The coding region runs from base 1 to 1173 and encodes 390 amino acids.
AUGGGGAAGUCGGAUUUCCUCAGCCCCAAGGCUAUCGCCAACCGCAUCAAGUCCAAGGGGCUGCAGAAGCUGCGUUGGUACUGCCAGAUGUGCCAGAAGCAGUGCCGCGAUGAGAAUGGCUUCAAAUGUCAUUGCAUGUCUGAGUCCCACCAGAGGCAAUUGCUGCUGGCUUCUGAAAAUCCUCAGCAAUUCAUGGAUUACUUUUCUGAGGAGUUCCGAAAUGAUUUCCUAGAGCUGCUCAGGAGGCGAUUUGGAACAAAGAGAGUCCACAAUAAUAUUGUGUACAAUGAAUAUAUCAGUCAUCGAGAGCACAUCCACAUGAAUGCCACCCAGUGGGAGACGCUGACUGAUUUUACUAAAUGGCUGGGGAGAGAAGGUCUUUGCAAGGUUGAUGAGACUCCAAAAGGCUGGUAUAUUCAGUAUAUCGAUAGGGACCCAGAGACUAUUCGCAGACAACAAGAACAAGAGAGAAAGAAGAAACAGGACCUUGAUGAUGAAGAAAAAACUGCUAAAUUCAUUGAACAACAAGUUAGAAGAGGUUUGGAGGGGAAAGAACUGGAAAUGCCAGUCUAUACUGAACUGAACAGAGAAAAUGAAGAAGAAAAAGUUACAUUUAAUUUAAACAAAGGAGCAAGUUCUUCAGUAGCAGCAUCUUCUAAAACAAGCAGUGUCCUUGGACCGAAUGCACUGAAGAAGGUGGAAGGGACAGUUAAAAGAAAAGAAUCAGCUCAUAGCUCUGGUCAGCCCAAAGAGAAAAAGAAGAAAUCCGCACUGGAUGAGAUUAUGGAGCUUGAAGAGGAGAAGAAAAGAAUAUCUCGAAGAGACUACUGGUUGCAGCCUGAAAUCAUUGUAAAAAUUGUAACAAAGAAGCUCGGAGAGAAGUAUCAUAAGAAGAAGGCAGUUGUUAAGGAAGUGAUUGACAAGUACACAGCAGUUGUGAAGAUGAUUGAUUCUGGAGACAAACUGAAGCUUGAUCAGACACAUCUGGAAACUGUAAUACCCGCACCAGGCAAGAAAGUGAUGGUAUUAAAUGGUGGUUACAGGGGAAAUGAAGGCAUCUUGGAAUCUAUCAAUGAAAAGAAGUUUUCAGCGACAAUAAUCAUCGAUUCUGGACCUUUAAAAGGACGCCGAGUUGAAGACAUCCAGUACGAAGACAUUUCCAAACUCGCCUGAGGUGCUGAUUGUGGAUCAGAGAAGAUUUUGGUUCCCAAAUACAUCUUUCUGGCAUCUUGCAGGCAGACACAAGACUCUACCAUGUCAGGGUUUUAAUUGUGUGUGUAUGUAUUUAUAAUGUAUAUAGAAGUUAACCACAGGGAAAUUGAAUUUAUUUAAAGAUCACUACGGAUUUCCUACAUAAAAUGUGGAGAUCUUACCAGUGGAAAUUUUUCAUCUGUUUCUAUAUCAAAGUUUUAAUAUUUUGGUUCAAUUUCCUUUUGUUAAAUACAGCA